Molecule: messenger RNA, 1121 nt
Organism: Helianthus annuus (common sunflower)
Lineage: Eukaryota; Viridiplantae; Streptophyta; Magnoliopsida; Asterales; Asteraceae
Product: dehydrodolichyl diphosphate synthase 6-like
Exons: 2
Coding region: 201-1019 (272 amino acids)
Biological process (GO): polyprenol biosynthetic process
Cellular component (GO): endoplasmic reticulum
Source: RefSeq, a predicted model, not a curated record
UAAUAAGUUUUUCAAUGUCUAAAAAGAAAAACCCUCACCAAAUCUUCAAACAGGCCACCCAGCGUUGAAUAUAAACAAGAUCUUCUUGAGGUCGCUAUAAAACCCUGAUCUUCUUGUACAUUCUGGUCGGUCGAAACAUUCGAACUUGAAGAUCCCCUUGUGAAUCAAAGGCCCGAUAGGCGAAAGGGCGGAAAGUUGGUAUGGAUAUUAAACAAAGAACUCAAAUAUACAACAAUCUGUGUAGUUUCGCGAGAAAAUGUAUUUACAGCAUCCUUUCAGUAGCCACAUUACCGAAUCAUAUCGCCUUCAUAAUGGACGGCAACAGAAGAUACUCAAAGCAACACAAUUUAGUCGACGGGGAAGGACAUAAGGUCGGAUAUUCAUCGUUAAUGUCGAUGCUUAGAUACUGCUACGAGCUAGGUGUGAAGUACGUGACGGUGUACGCUUUUAGUAUAGAAAAUUUCAAAAGAAGCCCGGAAGAAGUCCGAUCGUUAAUGGACUUAAUGGAGGAAAAAAUCGAAGGGUUAAUAAAAGAAGAGAGCCUCGUUAACCAAUACGGCGUUCGCGUUCACUUUGCGGGUAACCUUAAACUGUUAUCGAAACCCGUGCGGUUAGCAGCAGAACGCGCUAUGAAGGCGACUGCUAAAAACUCUAAAGCGGUGUUGACGAUCUGUAUCGCGUAUACUUCCACCGAUGAAAUUUUGCAUGCUGUUGAAGAAUGUUGUGAAGAAAAACGGGACGACGUUAAAGUUUCGAAUGACGGAAAAUACGAAAAAGAUGUGAUUAAUGUUGUAGAUAUUGAAAGGCAUAUGUACAUGGCGGUUGCACCCGAUCCCGAUAUUAUUAUCCGUACAUCCGGUGAGACGCGUUUGAGUAAUUUUCUUUUGUGGCAAAGCAGUAACUGCUUGUUGUGUACGCAGUCUGUUUUGUGGCCCGAAAUUGGUUUUCGGCAUCUGGUUCGGGCAAUUUUGGAAUUUCAACAUAAGUUGUAUUAUUUAAACAAACAGAAGCAGACAUGAAGUGUAAUCUAGGAUUCCUGGGUGUGGUUGUUUUUAACUUCUAUAUCUUGUUGUAUUCUAGUUUUGAUUGUGUUUUUGAACUCGGGUUCGGUUUUUGUAUCA